Messenger RNA from Drosophila serrata, 2704 nucleotides. It is a transcript of the gene Dic61B, whose product is annotated as Dynein intermediate chain at 61B. The record is from RefSeq and is a predicted model, not a curated record. Gene Ontology annotation, molecular function: dynein light chain binding; dynein heavy chain binding. Gene Ontology annotation, cellular component: axonemal dynein complex. Gene Ontology annotation, biological process: cilium movement. Lineage: Eukaryota; Metazoa; Arthropoda; Insecta; Diptera; Drosophilidae.
CUAUAAUAUCCAGAAACCAUUCAUAAAACUACACCUCAGCCAUCCACGAAAUUAUUGCUUUUCUGGAUGGAAAUUCAGACAUUUUAAAAAUAGAAAUAAAUAAAUAAAAGACUCUCUUAACUUCCCCGUUCUAUGGUCAAAAUCCUUUGAAACCUUGUUAAAAUCGCAUUCGACAUGUCCACGAUCCCCAGCCGAAAUACUGGCUCCUCUUUCAAGAGGAGUGUUGAUGCCGACCGACAACAGAGCAACAUAGAAACCGACAAAAAGAAGUCGGUGCAAGUCAACCAACUCUUUUCCGAUGAUGCAAGAACUUCAAAGAAGAAGGACGCCGUCCACUACUACAAUGUGGAGACGCUCAACGAUGUGGAGUACCGAGCACAGAUUAAGGUGAUUGAGGAGGUGGACGGCGAGCAGGUGGACAUGACGCCCAAGCCGAUAAUUAACGACGCAAUAGUGGAGCAGUUUAUGAAAUUCAAUCUUAACGUUCUCCACCAAAUGACUAACUUCAACACAAUGCUUUCCAGGAGCACCAUGCGAUCUCGCACGCGUUCCAGUACAAAGACAGGAAUUGGUGGCAAUAAACAGUCCAUCGAUGACAUUAUGAACGGGAUUAUGUACGAGACAAUCAACUUUGACCCCUACCACUCUGUGGAAUUGCCUUGCACCACCCACGAGCCGAAGCCCUACAAAAAGUCCUUCGUAAAGAUCACUCUGCGCAAGUCCUCGUUCUUUGAGCUGCACACCCAGUCGCAAACGACGGUGGCCAAGGGGACGCCCGAGGGCGAGGAGACGGAGCGGGACAACCGAACCUAUGACUAUCUCACGCUCGGCAAGGGAAAGAUCCGGCGCCGCUCCGACAACGAUGCCCAGACGGACACGAUUCUGUUUGUGUCGCGGGCAGUUAACACAAUCUUGCUGACCAGUGCCACCGUCAGCUCGUACGUGUCCAACUUUGAGAUGUACGACACGCUGAACAACGUUUCAAGAGAGAUAGCUGUCAUCCAAGUGGGCUCGCUGAAGGAUCCGCCGCCACUGGCGCUGACAGACGAUGUGGUCGCAGCGGAGGGAUUCGAGUACGAAGAAGCCAUGGCCGAAAAGGACAAGAUCAAGGCCCAGACGGACCGACUGCUUAAGAGCCCAGAGUUCCGCAACGCCAUCAUGUACGUGGGUCGAACGCUAUCGAGCAAUACGAAUGAGGAGGGUAUGCGGCGCUUCCGCAACUUCGACCAAGUCGACCGUACCAAUACGGAGGCCGAGUAUGUUUACUCGAUGAGCCUGCUCUUCCGUCUGGUCCCGGAGCCCAGCAAGGCCGAGCGUAAAGCCGUCAGCGACAUAGACUUCUGUCGCAGCAACGGCGAUAUUCUGGCCGUGGGCUACGGCCUGUACUCCUUCUCCUCACAGUACGUGCCCACCUCGGGCAGCGUAUUCCUGUGGAGCAUCAAGAACGCGAGCGAACCGGAGCGCGCAUACUACUACAAUGUCCCGGUGACGGCCAUCAGCUUCUCGCCCUUCCUGCCCAGCCUGCUGGCCAUCGGGUUGUACGACGGAAGCGUAGAGGUACGUGAUGUGAGUAGCCUACAGGAUACGCCCGUGGCCGUCUCUCAGCGCGCCACCUCGCCCGGCUGCGCUCCGGUGGUGGCCAUUCGCUGGAUCAAACAGGUUGAUGACAAUGAGAACGACGAGGAUGCGGACAUUGAUCCUUUUCUCAGUCUGUCGCAAGACGGUUCGGUGACCCGUUUCCGCAUUAUUAAGAGCCCUUUCCUGCUGGGCUUCACCCAAAUGGUCCUGGAGCGUGUCGAAGGCCAUCCUGAGGGUAUCUUUGUGCAUCCCCACUCACGGAUACGCUGCGAGUCGAACCGACAUCCACAGGGCCUGAGCAUCACCACACAUCCACUGCACAAAGACAUCUACUAUGUGCUCACUGACGAGGGCUGCAUCCACAAAUGCUCGAUCAACUAUCAGCACCAGUACCUGGAGGUUCUGCGGUGCCAUGACGGCGGCGUCACCGUGAUGGAGUUCUCGCCGUGGUCGCCCAAGCUAUUCCUCACCUGCGGCAACGACUGGUUUGUACGUGUUUGGAUCGAUGGCAUCACACGGCCACUGCUCGAGUUGCAAGACGAAAUGACGCCGGUGCACUGGGCCAAGUGGAGUCCCACACACUCCACUAUCAUUGUGGCGGUGAACCGAGAGUCUGCCAGCAUGUGGGACUUCCGGCGCAACCUGCUGCGCCCGAUGUCGAAGCACAAGAUGGACUCCUCAUUCAACACUGUGGCCCGAUUCUCCCACUGCGGUCGCACUCUGGUCAUUGGCAACGAGCGAGGGAACACCCUCUUCAAUGCCAUCAACGACAUGCCCUUUCCGCCCCACUUCCAGUACGAUGAGUUGGAGAAGGCCAUCUAUAAGGCCAUUGGCAAUGACCACGAGCUGCUAAUGGAGCUCAAGAGCGUUGGUUUCUUUGGUUAUCCCGAUAAGAAAGCAGUUUUCUAGAUGAUUAGACAACGUUUUGUUGUGCGAAAAGCAAAAAGAUCAUCAAUAAUAAUAUGUGUUUCGGGAAAGCUUAAAGAAUUAUAAUGGAAAUGUCUGUCUAAUUUCACCGGUUUGGUUAAUCAAACAAAAGUGAAUGAAGUUGUUGCACUGAGCACCAAUAAUACAAAAACUGUUUAACGCCAAACAUAAAUCAGAAUUUAAAACCUUGUCCCUCAAA